This is a messenger RNA of Hyaloscypha bicolor E, 605 nucleotides long. RefSeq lists its product as uncharacterized. The coding region runs from base 173 to 463 and encodes 96 amino acids. Lineage: Eukaryota; Fungi; Ascomycota; Leotiomycetes; Helotiales; Hyaloscyphaceae. The record is from RefSeq and is a predicted model, not a curated record. The transcript has 3 exons.
CCCUUAGAUGUUGAUGAGCAUCCCAACGACCUAUAAGAACUCCAUCGAGCCUCCGCUUCCUGCAGACCAUAACGCCAUAUCCGGCACCCAUAGUCCCACUGUUUCGGCUCCGCACCCCAAGCUAUACAUAAGCUCUUCCUCUUAGCUGUUCAUCUCGAGAGGAUAAACAAGAAUGUCGUAUUCAAGCUAUGGCUCUGGAGCUGCAACUUGGCAAGAGAGACUCGAAGAAAAAUGCCGCGAAGCUCAACUCCACCCUCCGGUAUUCCAAAUCAUGUCAGACAGGCGAGGCGGACGGACAGCAUGGUCUAGCACGGUGACAGUUCAGGGACAGAACAUCGCCGCGAGGUUCUGGUAUGAUGGACAGCACGUCAACAACGCGAAAGAGGACGCCGCAGAGGUAGCGUUGAAACAUCUCGUUGGAUCGAAUCCGGGCUCCCCUCAACAGAGUCGAAGCAGGUGGUAGCGACGCCUGAACACACAUCGCCGGAUGAUGGAGACUUCAGCGGAUAUGUUGAAUUGGCAUGUAGGAUAAGGGUCAUAAAGGAUCACCAUACGGUACAGCAUUGGUUGGCGCAAAAUAAUUGGCUUUUUGGCGUCGGGUUUGC